This is a messenger RNA of Apis florea (little honeybee), 2245 nucleotides long. RefSeq lists its product as uncharacterized. The record is from RefSeq and is a predicted model, not a curated record. NCBI's taxonomy places the organism in Eukaryota, Metazoa, Arthropoda, Insecta, Hymenoptera, Apidae.
GCCCUUUGCUUCCUUCGCAGCUGCGCUACCCAUAAGUACCUCGUAGACGUGUGCCAAUUGGUUGGAGCACCCUUGAAACUUAGGCGGAUGACCAAUCGACUGGUCGGUACCGAAACGCUCCUAGGAAACGUGAGGUCGCCACUCGUGCUAGCUUUAACGUGCCGCUUCGACAGUUAACCACAGUCGUUGUUUGUGUUUUGUCGCAGACGAAUGAAGAGACUUCGCUGAUCGUGAGUUCAGUCAAUCUCCGUCUUCUGACAAAGGGAUUUGCGCGUUGUAUAGGAAUUCGAGUUACUUUUUGUCGAUCUCUCGAGUGAUAAUUGAGAGUUAUCAAAUAAUGUAUACAUCUCGCGAAUUUUCCAUUGUCUUUAAUCUCUACGAGAAAUAUAGUUAAACAACAGCAUAUUUCGAACAAGAUAUUGGUGUAAAAGGUAAACGAAGUUGGUGAACGCUGACAACAGUACGAGCGUUUAACUCAGUGAAGCGUGUAUGCCGGCCACAGUAACCGAGAGGAAAGCAAUCGUAAUCAAGUGUAACUGGUAACAUACUCGUUACAUCGAAGAGUUUAAGGAAGAAUAUCCGGAGUAUAUACGAUCAUUGUUUCAAAUACAAUAAGCAGUAUGACUAAAGUAUCGGGAAUGGUCGAGACAGAGGACGUUGUCGGGAAACCGACUUUUGUUCGACGUGUGUCCAAUAUGUUAAAAGAUGGAAGUUACAGCGAACCACCGAUGCUAUUUCGUCACGCUUCUAUGCAGAAAAUUCGCCAUUGUUGUCAAAACUUGAAUUUAUUGCCUUAUCUGCUGUACUCUUUCGACAACUCGAAGUCGCACCCAAUCGCCCGUAAAGUGCAUAAUUGUCUCGGCCAGUUUCUUCAAGUGGUCACAGCGAGGAUCUUCUUGCUAUACAAAAGUUUUCGACGAUCAUUGCUCUGCGGCAUUCGUUCAAGCGAAUUUCAAGCAUCUGAGCCACCAAAGACCCCUGAACCUUGCAAAUUUACGGCGAGAUUCCAAACUACAAGGCAGUUGAAGCGCAAACAAAAUAAUCGGCUGAUCUUGACCCUAGGCGUGUACUUUGCACCUCUGUUUUUGUUCUCACAGCUGAUCGGACUAUUUUGUCUGAUGAUAUUUGGAAAGUAUACGCCUGGUUUCAUUUUCCUAAUAUCAGCUCUGCUGUUUCUCGCCUACAUCUCGUUCAAAGUUCUCUUUCACGAUGCUGAAUCGAUGAGACCGUCUAGGCGUAGAUGUCGCAAGAUAAUUAAAGCGGAAUGAUUGUAUCUUGUGCCCGCUUAUCUAAACUAUCUACUACUAUCACUAUACGAUCAAACUGUCCAUUGGAUAGAUAAUAGACCUGAGAGUAUUGAGAGUCUUUGCCUAAUUUACCGUUCCCUAUUUUCGUAUUUGAUUACUUAAGCGAUGCGAUACCAGGUAGGGCUUUACUUAUUAUAUGGUCUUGUAUAUCGUAUGAACCAGUUUCAUUCAUAUUCAUUCAUACCCGUCUCUCUUUUUCUAAUAUAUGUACAUGAUAAUCAUGUUUCCAUCAUCGAAAGCUUCGUAUAGUUACUUUAGGAUCACGAUCGAUCGAUUCCGUCGGUUCGGAAAUUUCAUAAUAUUCUUUCUUUUUUUUUUUCCUUUUGUACUUCGUUAUUUAUCGGACUGAUACACGUAAUCGUGUGCUCGUUGUUGCGAUGUGUAGAAGAAGGCUGUUAACGAUGUGCUUUUUUUUUUACAAAUAGGUCUUAAAAAUUCAUGCGAUAAAUUUUUAUCAACUGGCAUAAAUCGUAAUCCUUCUGUUAUUUUAUAUUUCUGCCUUUUUCAAAGUAAUUCUAAGAAUCACUGUCAAUAUUGUAUCACCGUGUGUAAUUAACGCUGUGUAUAAUAUGAAGUGCAAUUUACGAGUUACCUGGAUAGCGUAUUGCAAAUCAUUGUCUAUAGCAAAAAAAGACUGAAAAUCGUUUUAACUUGUAUAUAUAUAAAAAAAAAUUAGACGCGUGAUGAAAAAAAUAUAUACAUAUAAAUAUGCGAGAAGAAAAUGAUUUAUUCUAUAUCAUAAGAUAUAUAAUAUAAUUAUCUUUCUUUGGAAAGACUUAGUACGUCCACUGAGCGAGUUAGGCUAAUCUGUGAUUAAGUGGACCCCAAGUGUAUUUUUCAUAGCCAUUUGUUGUCCCAUUUACUUAAGUAUGAUAAGAAAAUAUGUAACUUUGAUCUUUUUUUUUUUAAAUAUACACAUUAGCCUUACAUAAUCUGAA